Molecule: messenger RNA, 1287 nt
Organism: Rhizoctonia solani
Lineage: Eukaryota; Fungi; Basidiomycota; Agaricomycetes; Cantharellales; Ceratobasidiaceae
Product: FtsJ-like methyltransferase
Exons: 2
Coding region: 1-1287 (428 amino acids)
Biological process (GO): methylation
Molecular function (GO): methyltransferase activity
Source: RefSeq, a predicted model, not a curated record
AUGGCGAUUGCUUCUACGCAGCCCCAGGUUCUAAAUAGAUUAUUCCCCCACGUUCACGCUGGGUGGCUACAGAGUCCUCGUGGUCUAGUCCUAUUAAAUCACAGCACAGACAGCGACGGCCAUUCGAGACUUGGUAUCUACCACGACACUCAUGCUUGCCUACCAACGAUCUGGUCCAAACAUGCCCCGCUCGCCAUCCUCUGCCUUCUACCCAAAUUCACGGGGGGCUUCAUCGCCCUGUGUCUUUCACCGGCGCUAAGCCCCCCUGUCCAGUGCCAACACCAUGCUGUGCCUAAUCCACGAUGCCUUGGGUGCCGGAUGGCUAUGGGCGGACAAGCUGACAGUUACAUGGCUUCGGAAGACUUUUCGGUUCAACAGUGUUAUUAUUCUGACAAGCCGCCGGUAGAUGUACCAGCUGUCGAAGAGUUCGCGCCGUUAUCUCCAACUAGCGAAAGCAGUGAUUUCACGAGUCCCAUACCAGGAGAAUCAGAUGAAGAGUCAUACUUGCUAAGAAUGCGUUUUGCCAUGCAAGAGCUGGAUAACCAAGUCGAGUUCGUGGUCGGCAAUCGUUUCUUGGACCUUGGGUGUUGCCCAGGAGGCUUUUCAACAUACGUCUUAAGCAAGUUACCCUCGAUUGUGGGUGACGGCGUCUCUUUGCCCGUUGAACUUGGUGGGCAUUCGUUGGCUGUUCCCCAGGCGCUCCGUUCCAGAUUUACGGUACACUGGGGUGACAUCACUCGAUUCAACCACGCAAGUGGACAUGCUGGGUCCGGCCAAUUCAAUAGAUUAGCCACAUUUCCCAUCCCACCAAACACAUACGAUCUCGUUAUUGCCGACGGACACCGUCCACCCAUUAUCCUGAAACAAGUAGGCCACGAACAACGCUACGCUCGUGACUUGCUGCUCGUUUCCCAACUGCUUGCCGCAAUAAAGGCCGUCAAAGUCGGUGGGUCCAUUCUCGUCAAACUCAGCUUGUCUCUGGCGAACCAGACGUUGGACGGGUUUAUGCACCGGGUCGUUGUUGCGCUCGGAGAACUUUCGAGUCGUGUGCCUUUGGUCGCGCUUAAACCUAAGAGUAUUUACGCCACCGCUGGGUCUUUUUAUGUGCUCGUUCGAGGGGUCGAGGCCGUUCCACGGCGUGGACUAGAACUCAAUUGGAAGCGCUGUGGAUUAACUUGCUUGGGGGUGGGGCGAUCAAUACCAAAGCGAUCAAUAAAUAGUCUCCGCAAAGGAAACAAGAAACAAGAAGGAAUGGUUGCGGCGUUGUUGGCCUGUGCAAGAUAUUAG